UCUAUUACGUUCCAAUUCGUUGAAAACGCGCGGCAUAAAUUUUAAAAACAAGCACAAUUUAAAAUGGCGACGAAAAAAGAAAUCGAUCUUGCGGAUUUUGACUUGCCAAAGAUGACAAUGGAUAUGUAUCUACAAUCAGAGAGGCUGAAAACCUUUAAAGAUUGGCCUUUCCAUGAUAACUGCAACUGCACAGCUGAAAUGAUGGCAGAAGCUGGUUUUUAUCAUACCCCAUCAAGCAAUGAGCCAGAUCUUGUCACUUGCUAUGUUUGUUACAAAGAAAUGGAUGGCUGGGAACCUACUGAUGAUCCAUGGGUUGAGCACAAAAAUCAUUCAAGUAAAUGUCCCUUUGUUGCCAUUGGAAAAAAGCAAAGUGAUUGGACUGUUGAGGAUACAAUAAAAAUGGAAAUAAAAAGACAAGAAUAUGGAAUAACAAAAGUGGUUGAAUCUGUUAUUGCAAAAAUGGAAAAUGAUGCACAAGCUGUCAUAGAUGAACUAGAGGAAUUAAUGGAGAGUUGAACUUGAACAUAGCUUGAACAGAAACAAGAAUGUGACAGACAGAGCAAUUUAUGAUUUAUCAUCCUCAAAUAGUUGGGGAUCAUUUGUGAUAUAAGACAAAGGGAAUUCGCCACAUAAUAUCUCAUAAGGAUAGCUUGUCCUUAGGUAUUAGUUACGUCAGCCGAAUUCUUUGUUUAAACUAUCACGUUUCUGUUAAACAAUCAGCUUUCAUUUUCCAAUUGCAAACUGCGAUCCAGACAAGCAUGCCUCUUUGGAAGAUCAGACGGCAGAUGAUGACAUUUAUGCCUCAAAUUGCAUCAUUUUAUUUCUUUCCUAAUUCGAGUAUUAAACGUUUGCAGACACGUGUGCCAAUCUUUGCUAAAUAAAUUGCCUCCUCCGAGUGUUUUACUAAAAAUAAUAUUUUACAGCCGAAGAAAGUUUAUCCAUGCUUGAA
This is a messenger RNA of Rhopilema esculentum, 949 nucleotides long. RefSeq names its product baculoviral IAP repeat-containing protein 5. Lineage: Eukaryota; Metazoa; Cnidaria; Scyphozoa; Rhizostomeae; Rhizostomatidae. The record is from RefSeq and is a predicted model, not a curated record.